GCCUAACUGGGCUGAUAUCUGUAACUGGUGACCUCCAUGUGGUCAGAAUGUCAUGGAACGACAACCACGCCGAUAUCACAGGUCAUUUACAUUUAACACUUGUGGCCAUGAGUCGAUAUGUUCCAAAGAAGGUGCUGGCCGAUGCCUUGUAUGGCCAAGUCCUCCUAUGCCACGACACCCACUCGGGCGACUUGGUCGCCGUUAAGCGCAUUCAUUUGUCGGCGGUCUCGGAGGUUGUUGAGAAGGCAGUGCACGAGCGCAUGAGCAGCCACGGGGGGCACUCGCACGUCCUUCGCCUGCGCCAGUCGUUUAUCCAGCAAGGUUAUGACCACUUGGUCAUGGAUUACUGCCAAAACGGCGACCUCUUCGACCUAGUGAGCAACGCAGGCAUGCUUCAUCCGGACGUAGCUCAGCGGUACUUUCGCCAAAUUGUGCACGGCGUGGCCUUCAUGCACAGCCGAGGCGUGGCCCACCGCGAUGUGUCGUUGGAGAAUGUCCUCCUAGACGACAAGAACAACUGCCACGUGAGUGACUUCGGCUUGGCGGCCGCCACGACCGAACUCCGUACGGAUGUGGUGGGGAAGCCGUUCUACAUGGCCCCUGAAAUCGUCGCGGAGCAAGCGUACAGGCCCGUGCAAGCCGACGUGUGGUCGCUUGGUGUGGUGCUGUUUAUGAUGCUCACGGGGGCCCCGCUGUGCGAAACGGCGUCGGCGACCGACUCGCGCUUCCAAUUCGUCCAAACCCAUGGCCUGCGUGCGCUCCUGCACUCAUGGCAGCUGAGCCACCGCUUCGACUGUGUGACGCUGGACCUCCUCGAGAAGAUGCUGCACCCCAACCCGAACGCACGACUGACCAUGGCCCAAGUGCUGCAGCAUCCGUACGUGAGCGGCCGACAAGAAGCUGCUGCUCAAUCUACCUCGAAGAAACCGUCAACAAAAUUCAAAUCCGGACCGUCGUUUGUCCAGCGGUGGAUCUGCCGCACCCAGAAUGCUGUCAAAGCUGCCAAAGUGUCCUAGCCACAAGUAAACUAAAAUUAUUUAACCAGGCCGCGAUAGAACCCAAUAUUCACAGCGAUUUUUCCCA
This is a messenger RNA of Aphanomyces astaci, 1083 nucleotides long. RefSeq names its product CAMK/CAMKL protein kinase. The record is from RefSeq and is a predicted model, not a curated record. Bases 48 to 1016 code for a protein of 322 amino acids. Gene Ontology annotation, molecular function: protein kinase activity; ATP binding. Gene Ontology annotation, biological process: protein phosphorylation. The transcript has a single exon. NCBI's taxonomy places the organism in Eukaryota, Oomycota, Saprolegniomycetes, Saprolegniales, Verrucalvaceae.